AUGCCAUCACAUUACGAUACUUUGCAGUUGCAUGCAGGUCAAGAUGCUUCAGCUAAUUCAGGGAAUCCUAGGGCAGUGCCGAUAUAUGCGACGUCAUCAUACGUUUUUAAAAAUUCUCAACAUGGUGCAGAUCUAUUUGGGUUGAAUACUCCAGGGUAUCUCUACUCGCGUAUGGGGAAUCCUACUGUGGAUGUUUUAGAAAAGAGGCUAGCGGCUUUGGAAGGUGGACGUGGUUGUGUAGCGGUAGCCUCUGGCCAAGCGGCACAGGCGAUGGCGCUUGGGGCAUUGGCUCAAGUUGGAGAUAAUAUUGUAACUUCUUCGCAUUUGUACGGAGGUACGUAUAAUCAAUUGAAGGUUGCAUUUAAGAGGUUGGGAGUUGAGGUUAGAUUCUCCGAGGGGGGCGAGGCUGAGGAUUAUGAGCAGCUUUUUGAUGAUAAGACCAAAGCGUUGUAUGUUGAAAGUAUCGGUAACCCGAAGUAUACUGUUCCUGACUUUGAGAAGAUUACCGAAGUAGCACAUAAGCACGGUAUACCUGUCGUGGUUGACAAUACUUUUGGUGCAGCUGGGUUCUUUUGCAAGCCAAUUGAGUUUGGAGCAGACAUUAUUACACAUUCUGCGACAAAAUGGAUUAAUGGACACGGGACAGCCAUUGCAGGUGCUAUAGUUGAUUCUGGUAAUUUCCCUUGGACUCAGUACCCUGAUAAAUUCCCUCAAUUUUCGCAGCCUGCUGAAAGCUACCAUGGAAUGGUGUACAAUGAUAACUUUGGACCACUGGCGUUUAUUGCGUAUGUAAGACUUGAACUUUUGAGAGAUCUCGGGUCUACGAUGAGUCCUUUCACUGCAUUUUUAUCAUUGCAAGGCUUGGAAACUCUCUCCUUAAGAUGUGAAAGACAUGCACGUAAUUCCAUCGAUCUUGCGAGACAUUUGGAGGAUUCUCCAUACGUUGCAUGGGUCUCUUAUCCAGGCUUGGACUCCCAUCCUUCCCGUAAUAAUGCCAAGAAAUACCUAACUAAUGGUGCAGGUGGUAUGCUUUCUUUUGGCAUUAAACCGUUUGAUAAAACAAAUGGCGAAGAAGAAGCUUCCGAAGUGGACACAAGUGUAAUCGCUGCAAAAUUUGUGGAUUCAUUAAAAUUAGCAUCUAAUCUUGCUAACGUUGGGGAUUCGAAGACAUUGGUCAUUGCUCCAUACUUCACUACCCAUCAGCAGUUGACUGACGAAGAAAAAUUAAAGGCUGGUGCUGACAAGGAUGUCAUCCGUGUGUCAGUUGGUACAGAAUAUAUAGACGACAUUAUUGCAGACUUUGAACAAGCCUUUAAGACUGUAUAUCAAAGCUGA
Molecule: messenger RNA, 1335 nt
Organism: Eremothecium cymbalariae DBVPG#7215
Lineage: Eukaryota; Fungi; Ascomycota; Saccharomycetes; Saccharomycetales; Saccharomycetaceae
Gene: MET17
Product: bifunctional cysteine synthase/O-acetylhomoserine aminocarboxypropyltransferase MET17
Exons: 1
Coding region: 1-1335 (444 amino acids)
Biological process (GO): transsulfuration
Molecular function (GO): pyridoxal phosphate binding; transferase activity, transferring alkyl or aryl (other than methyl) groups
Source: RefSeq, a predicted model, not a curated record